Chrysochloris asiatica (Cape golden mole) is the source of this 1596-nucleotide messenger RNA. It is a transcript of the gene MARCO, whose product is annotated as macrophage receptor with collagenous structure. The coding region runs from base 1 to 1596 and encodes 531 amino acids. NCBI's taxonomy places the organism in Eukaryota, Metazoa, Chordata, Mammalia, Afrosoricida, Chrysochloridae. Gene Ontology annotation, cellular component: membrane. The record is from RefSeq and is a predicted model, not a curated record. The transcript has 17 exons.
AUGGUGCUGGAGAUCCAGUUCAAGACAUUUUCAGGAUAUCUGGGGGAGUUUGAAAUACAAAUAGGCUCAGUUCUGGGUGAUGUAGAGAAGCAGAAGAGGGCCCCCACUUCAGGGGAGAAGAUAUGUGAUCCCAAACCCAAGAAGAAAUGUGGAGUGAACUGUUUUCUGGCUUUGAUGACCAUCUACCUGAUUCUGCUCACUGUGGGCGUGGGGCUGCUGGUGAUGGAAGUUCUGAACCUGCAGGAGCAGUUCCAGAUCCUGAAUUUGUAUCUCCUCAAUGACACACUGAUUGCCAAGGACAGCCCGGCCUUCUCCCUGUUACAGUCAUUGCACCGCCCACACCUGGCUGGAGGUGUGCCUCACAGAUAUAGACUACAAGACCUGCAGGCUCAGCUCUUACAAAUCCAAAGCAGCCAGCAGCAUCUACAACAACAAGUGGACAACUUCACUCAGAACCCAGAACUUUUCGGGGCCAAACGUGAACAAAGAAUUCCAGGUCUCCCAGGUCAGAAGGGUGCCCCAGGCAUCCCUGGAACCCCUGACCUGCUGGACCCACCAGCUGAGAAGGGAGCCAAGGGGGCUACAGGAUAUAAUGGAGCCUCAAGUCCCCCAGGACCCCAAGGCCCACCAGGAAUCAAAGGAGAGGCAGGCCUCCAAGGACCUUCGGGUACUGCCGGGAAGCCAGGAGCCACUGGUGCACCUGGACCUCAAGGAGAGAAGGGCAGCAAAGGUGAUGGAGGUCUCACUGGCCCAAAAGGGGAAAGUGGAGCUAAAGGAGACAGAGGAGAGAGGGGCCUCCAAGGCACCAAAGGGGACGUGGGUAUGAAAGGAGAUGUGGGGGCCAUGGGACCCCAUGGAAACCCUGGGAUGAAAGGUGACACUGGGAAACCAGGCCCACCAGGUGCGGCUGGAUAUCCUGGAAUCAAAGGUGAUGAAGGACAACAAGGAGUGAGAGGUCUUCCAGGUCCUCCAGGCCUGGUGGGACUCACAGGUGCGAAGGGAGAGCCUGGCCGCGCUGGUCUCAAUGGGCUAAUAGGACCACCAGGGAAUCCAGGGAGUCCAGGAGCUGCAGGUGUAAAAGGAAGCAAAGGGGACACAGGACUUCAAGGACAGCCAGGAACCAAAGGAGAAUCAGGAGUUCCAGGUCUUACAGGCAUGAAGGGACAAAAGGGAAACACAGGACUGACAGGCCCCAAGGGUGAACCUGGACAGGUUGGCCAGAAAGGAAACCCAGGAAUGAAAGGAUCUUCUGGGCAGCAAGGAAUAAAGGGAGAAAAAGGUCAAAAAGGUGAGUCCCAACAACUUGUAAGGAUCAUUGGUACUGCGACUCGAGGACGUGCUGAAGUCUACUACAAUGGCCUCUGGGGGACCAUCUGUGAUGAUGACUGGGACAGUUUGGAUGCCACCGUCUUCUGCCGCAUGCUAGGUUACUCCUCAGGGAUAGCGCUUUUCAACGGAGCACAAGGCAGCGGGAAGAUAUGGCUGGAUAAUGUUGACUGUAGAGGCUCAGAAGCCAAUUUGUGGGAUUGCGAGAAGAAUUCCUGGGGCACACAUAACUGCAAUCACAAUGAGGAUGCCGGUGUGGACUGUAGCUGA